Messenger RNA from Saccostrea cuccullata (small rock oyster), 989 nucleotides. RefSeq lists its product as uncharacterized. Gene Ontology annotation, molecular function: dynein intermediate chain binding; dynein light intermediate chain binding; minus-end-directed microtubule motor activity. Gene Ontology annotation, biological process: cilium movement involved in cell motility. The record is from RefSeq and is a predicted model, not a curated record. Lineage: Eukaryota; Metazoa; Mollusca; Bivalvia; Ostreida; Ostreidae. Bases 295 to 636 code for a protein of 113 amino acids. Gene Ontology annotation, cellular component: dynein complex; 9+2 motile cilium. The transcript has 5 exons.
AACACUGAGAAAAAGGGCCACAACGUUAAUGUAUCUGUGCACCCUCCACUUCAUGAACAAGGGGAGUUUGUUUUGAAGAUUUAUAUUCGGGACCCCAAUGCCUCAGAAUUUAUCAACGUUUGUAAUUACCUACUGGAGAGAACAGAGACCCAAAGUCAACGAAAAGCAAGAGAGCGUCUUCUGAAGUUACUAAAGUCUGAAAAUGCUAAACCGACAGAAGUUCAGAAAGCCAAAGAAGAGUUCCAGAAAUGUGGCGGAAAAGACUUUGGGGAGGUUGCCAAAGCUGAAAGGAAAAUGCAUCACAUAUCACUCAGGAAAGCUUUAGAAGAACUGCGAACCUACCACGACCCGCCGGAUUCGGUUUUAGUCAUAAUGCAUGCUACAUAUAUUAUUCUUGGAAAAGACGAAAAGGAUAUUCUCGAAUGGAAAAGUCAGAAGAGACUUCUGCGUAAGAUAGAGGUCACUCUGAGUGAAUUUGACGUGAAGCAUGUGUCGGCUGAUUCCCUGACCAGGGCUAAAGAUGUACUGAAGAGUAUGGACAGUGCCAAGGCCCGCAAAUCUAGCGCCGCAGCCGCCAAACUUUAUGAGUGGGCAAUUACUAUAAUAAAAGAGAUGGAGGAACAAAAUAAAGGAUGAGUCCCGGAGACAACACAAUCACAUACUGAGCAAUCUGUAUCAAUCCUGAUACCUGUCAAACCGUUUAGAAUGAGAAUUUUCUAAACAUCUCUAAUGUUUGUAAAAAAAACUACGACAAAUGUCUAAUAAAACUAAAACUGAAACAUUGUCUUUUUAUUAAAAGAAAGAGAGUUUACCAUUUAACAGAGAUAUUCAUUCUUGGAUUCCUGUUGAUAAAAAGAAAUAUUUGUUAUAUUGAACUCUAAAACUAGUUUAAUGGAUGCCUUGAUUGAAAUAUAUAUGGAGAUAUAAACAAACGAACAAAAGAUCAUUUUAAUCAAUACAAAAUAGGACCAGAGCAAACACGGACCUCC